GAGUAGGAGGGGGCGCCCGGCUAUAUAUAGCGGCCCGGCCUGGGGCUGGCCCAGCGCGCAAGGAGGCGCGCACCGCUUCGCAGGGUCUCAUCCUCGCCGUGCGUCCCUCACGGCUGCCCGCCGCUCCAUGCAGCCCCGGUAGCUCCGGGCACCUGGGGGCCCCGUCGCUCGCCUCCCGCUCCACCCUCGGCCACGCACUCCCUGCUCCGGCCCAGGCCGUGUGCUCCCGCGGACCGCCACAGGAGCAGCUCGGCCCCCGGCUGCCCGGGCGCACAGACCGCCUGACGGACGCACGGCCCGAGGGCGGGGAUGGCGGGGCCCGGGGCGGCCGCGGCGGCGCUGCUCCCGGCGGUCCUGCUGGCGGUUCUGGCGCCUUGGGUCGGCCGUGGGGGCGCCGCCGCGCCCACCGCACCCAACGGCACGCUGGAGGCCGAGCUGGAGCGCCGCUGGGAGAGCCUGGUGGCGCGAUCGCUGGCGCGUCUGCCGGUGGCCGCUCAGCCCAAAGAGGCGGCCGUCCAGAGCGGCGCGGGCGACUACCUGCUGGGCAUCAAACGGCUGCGGCGUCUCUACUGCAACGUGGGUAUCGGCUUCCACCUUCAGGUGCUCCGCGACGGCCGCAUCGGCGGCGUGCACGCGGACACGAGCGACAGCCUGCUGGAACUCUCGCCGGUGGAGCGGGGCGUGGUGAGCAUCUUCGGCGUGGCCAGUCGGUUUUUCGUGGCCAUGAGCAACAAGGGCAAGCUGUACGGCUCGCCUUUCUUCACCGACGAGUGCAAGUUCAAGGAAAUACUCCUCCCCAACAACUACAACGCCUAUGAGUGCUACAGGUACCCCGGCAUGUUUAUUGCCCUGAGCAAGAACGGGAAGACCAAGAAGGGGAACCGAGUGUCCCCCACCAUGAAGGUCACCCACUUCCUCCCCAGGCUGUGACCUCUGGAGCCUUCCCUCAGCCUCCGGCAGCUCUCAGAGGGGAGCGCCCAGGGCCACCUUGGUGCACCUCUAUCUAUGGACAGUUUGAUGCAAGAGUCGGUGUAAGAUAUUUAAAUUAAUUAUUUAAAUAUGUAUAUAUUGCCACCAAAUUAUUUAUGGUUCUGUGGGUGUGUUUUGUAUUUUUUCUGAAAAAAAGACAAAAAAGUAGAAACAAACU
This is a messenger RNA of Rhinolophus ferrumequinum (greater horseshoe bat), 1147 nucleotides long. RefSeq names its product fibroblast growth factor 4 (gene FGF4). The record is from RefSeq and is a predicted model, not a curated record. Lineage: Eukaryota; Metazoa; Chordata; Mammalia; Chiroptera; Rhinolophidae. Gene Ontology annotation, biological process: positive regulation of gene expression; regulation of cell migration; positive regulation of cell population proliferation. Gene Ontology annotation, cellular component: cytoplasm. Gene Ontology annotation, molecular function: fibroblast growth factor receptor binding; growth factor activity. The transcript is spliced from 3 exons. The coding region runs from base 310 to 930 and encodes 206 amino acids.